Thermothielavioides terrestris NRRL 8126 is the source of this 240-nucleotide messenger RNA. RefSeq lists its product as uncharacterized. The record is from RefSeq and is a predicted model, not a curated record. The transcript has 2 exons. NCBI's taxonomy places the organism in Eukaryota, Fungi, Ascomycota, Sordariomycetes, Sordariales, Chaetomiaceae. The annotation marks the transcript as partial.
AGACUAAGGGAUAUAGGCCUCAACUUAGAUCUUAAGAAAUAUAUAUUUAUAGUAAAGGAAGUUAAGUAUCUAGGGUAUAUUAUAGAGGCUAAGGUCUAUAUUCGCCUUAACCCUAAGAAGAUCAAGGCUAUUUACAACUUCUUAGGAUUCGCUAAUUUCUAUUACAACUUUAUCCUCAACUUCUUUAAGAAGGUGGCCCUAUUAAUACGCUUUACUUAUAAGAACGUCCCUUUCCGCUAG